CUGGCCCAGCGUCGGAAUGCAGGCACUCCACCUUCAGCACCGCAGCCCGGGCAGCUACCGGGUCAAGGCCAGGGCAUCCUAUGUGGAUGAGACCCUGUUUGGCAGCCCAACAGGAACCCGGCCAACUCUACCAGACUUUGACCCACCCUGGGUGCAGAAUUGUAACAGAUCUAGAGGAGUGAGCCCAGGACCCCCAAAGGUCUCUCUGGCCAAGAGAGACUGUGAGUCUCCCUCCUCCAGGGGCAGCACCCCAAACCUCACACCAAGGAAGAAAAACAAAUACAGGUUGAUUGGCCACACCCCAUCCUACUGUGAUGAGUCACUGUUUGGCUCCCGGCCACAGGGCACCAGCAAGGAGAGGUCUCGGACAGCCAUGGAGGAUGCGGCCAAGCUCCGGACCCUUUUCUGGACCCCACCAGCCACCCCUAGGGGCAGCCACUCACCUCGCCCCAGGGAGACCCCACUGCGGGCCAUUCACCCAACUGGACCUCCCAGGACAGAGCCCAGAGUGGCCACAGGCUCCCAGAUGGUGUCCCGGGAUGGGCUGGAUGCUCCCCGCUCUCUGGGACAGAGGCGUUCCCAUUCACUCACCCACCUAGCUGUCCCCAGCACGGGUCAUCCAGCUUCCAGUGCCCCCCAGACCAAUGGGCCUUGGAGUCCCCGGCCUUACACAUCAGGGGCGACUGUCCAGAGUCCCCUGGUCACUCGCAAGGUAUGCUCAGGCAGUGUUUCGGGGCCAACUACCCCUCAGCGAGGGGCCUCCCAAAAGCCAAAGCCUCCUUGGAAAUGACAUUCUUACCAGGUAAACCUUUGGCUCAAAGCCAGGACUCAAGCUCAGGUGUGGUCCUCUGGAGACAAUGGUCCCUAGGGCCUCCAAAUGCUGGAGAAGCCUCCACGGGGCUCCAUGGUAAGGAUGGGCCAUAUUUUCCCUAGUCCCCACAAGCUCAGGAUGUCCCCAGCCUUCUCUGCAGGGUAUUUGGGGUCCUUGAGAUAGAUGUCUCUGUAGCCAUGUGUCAGUCUCCCGGCUUCUGCGUUGGUGCCAAGCCCCACCCAGUUCCCUACAAAGGGUUCAGUUUCCACAGGGGUCUGAAGGUCUUAAGGGAGGGUCCUGGGCUGUAUGUGGACCUCAGGGGUGGGACCCGGGGAGACAUUAUUUUAAUAUUCAUGUAUUUAUUCCACGUAUUAAAUGUAUUUGGAUCGCCAAAA
Messenger RNA from Rattus rattus (black rat), 1206 nucleotides. RefSeq names its product RBPJ interacting and tubulin associated 1 (gene Rita1). NCBI's taxonomy places the organism in Eukaryota, Metazoa, Chordata, Mammalia, Rodentia, Muridae. The record is from RefSeq and is a predicted model, not a curated record. Gene Ontology annotation, biological process: Notch signaling pathway; nuclear export; negative regulation of Notch signaling pathway. Gene Ontology annotation, molecular function: tubulin binding. Gene Ontology annotation, cellular component: nucleus; cytoplasm.